Molecule: messenger RNA, 6909 nt
Organism: Carcharodon carcharias (great white shark)
Lineage: Eukaryota; Metazoa; Chordata; Chondrichthyes; Lamniformes; Lamnidae
Product: exostosin-1-like
Exons: 12
Coding region: 441-2720 (759 amino acids)
Cellular component (GO): membrane
Molecular function (GO): glycosyltransferase activity
Source: RefSeq, a predicted model, not a curated record
AAGGACUGACGGUGAAACCCGGGGAAACUUUCCUUCCCCCCCCCCCCCCCCCAGAAAAAACCCCCUCACACGGACAAGAUCAGAAUCAUCAGGAAAGUAUGUUCGCCCUGCGGAUGGUGACCUUGGCUUCUCCGCCGGCUAAGACGAUAGGUUUGAAUAAUUAAUAAUAAUAAAUAUAUAUAUAUAUAUAUAUAUUUAUAUCUCAAUAAAAUCAAGGGCAACUUGAUCAUCCCAGAUGACAGCCGAACUCGAAGGGUCUCUCUCCUCGGCAGCCUGAGUGGUUACCAAAUGCGCACAAGGCGAACGCAGGAUGGCUGUCCUCCUCCUCCUCCUCCUCCUCUCCAAGAGUAAAAGAGUGAAAAGAGGAAUAAGUUGUUCCCGAUGACAGGCUCCUGCGCUGUAACUCCCAGACAAGAUCCAGUGGCCCCCUGCUUGUCCACAUGCAGGCCAAGAAAAGGUAUCUUCUAGUGUCAUUGGGCGCCUGUCUUUUGCUGCUUUUCUACUUGGGAGGAGCACGGUUCCGACUGUUGCCCCCAAAUUUACCUUCAUCUUCAUCAUUGUCAUCUGAUCAUCUUCACCACGAUGUCAGGAAUCAGGCUUCACCCCCCAUCGGACGCCGCUGGCCUGUGUGGAUUAACCUCUUGAGCAGCUAUUUCAGCUUGGAAGAUGGGCAAAAUAAUGAAGAGGAGGGAACCCACCUUGGCGUCAACCCUGGACUUUCUCCAAGGGAGAGGAGAGAGAUCAAAGCAAACGUUUAUAAGAAUCGAAAAUGCAGGAUGGAGACUUGCUUUGAUUCCUCUCUCUGCCAAAGGAAUGGAUUCAAAGUGUACAUCUAUCCGCUUCAAAAGGGGGAGAAGAUUUCUGAAAGUUAUCAGAAAAUCCUUACUACUAUUGAGGAUUCGAGAUAUUAUACAUCAGAUCCAAGACAAGCAUGCUUGUUUGUCCUUAGCAUUGAUACCUUGGACAGAGAUCAACUUUCAUUUCAGUAUGUUCAUAAUGUAAAAACUAAAAUUCAAAGCCUCCCACUGUGGAAUAAUGGAAGAAAUCAUCUUGUAUUCAAUCUGUAUUCAGGGACCUGGCCUGAUUACACAGAAGAUUUAGGGUUUGAUAUCGGGCAGGCAAUGUUAGCCAAAGCCAGCAUCAGUAUGGAUAACUUUCGAUCUGAUUUUGAUGUGUCCAUCCCCUUGUUUUCCAAAGAGCAUGCUCAAAAAGGGGGCGAGAGGGGCUGGCUUAUGUACAACAAUGUGCCACCCACAAGAAAAUACCUGUUGGUUUUUAAAGGUAAAAGAUACCUAACUGGCAUUGGGUCAGAAACCAGAAACGCCUUGUAUCAUGUACAUAAUGGAGAAGAUAUUAUUUUGUUAACUACUUGUAAACAUGGGAAGGACUGGGAAAAACAUAAAGAUUCCAGAUGUGAUAAAGAUAACGAGGAAUAUGAAAAGUUUGAAUACCAAGAAUUGCUGCACAACUCAAGCUUUUGUCUUGUCCCAAGAGGGAGGAGGUUGGGCUCUUUCCGAUUUCUGGAGGCUCUUCAGGCUGCAUGUAUCCCAGUAUUACUGAGUAAUGGAUGGGAGCUACCAUUCUCAGAGAUCAUUGAUUGGAGUAAUGCUGCAAUUAUUGGGGAUGAGAGGCUUCUUCUACAGCUUCCUUCAAUAACUAGAUCUGUACACCAUGAGAAGAUACUGGCACUACGGCAACAAACACAGUUCCUGUGGGAUGCUUAUUUUUCUUCUGCAGAAAAGAUAGUAUUAACUACUUUAGAGAUCAUACACGAUAGGAUAUAUUCGCAUAUAGCAAGAAAUAUGUUCAUAUGGAAUAAACCACCAGGUGGACUUUACAUAUUACCACAGUAUUCAACAAAUUUAGCUGCUCUUCCUUUUUAUUAUUUAAGUUUGGGUAUAACCCCAGCAGAGGAGUUCACAGCAGUCAUUCAGGCAGUUUCUCCUCUUCUGUCGCAGUCCCAGCCGAUUGUUAAACUGAUAUUGGCAGUUUCGAGAUCAAAAUACUGCAAGCAGAUUAUAGUGUUAUGGAAUUGUGAUAGAGCAUUGCCACCCAAGAGCAAAUGGCCCUCCAUCCCAGUGCCUAUAACUGUAAUUGAAGGAGAAAGUAAGAGUAUGAGUAGCCGUUUCUUCCCAUAUAACAUCAUCCAGACAGAUGCUGUACUCAGCUUAGAUGAAGACACUGUGCUGUCAAGCAACGAGGUUGAUUUUGCCUUCAUUGUAUGGCACGGUUUCCCAGACCGUAUCGUUGGUUACCCAGCCAGGAGUCAUUACUGGGACAACAGUAAAGGGCGAUGGGGGUACACGUCAAAAUGGACCAAUGAAUACUCCAUGAUUCUGACAGGAGCAGCAUUUUAUCACAGAUAUUAUCACUACCUGUACAGCUAUUACUUGCCAGCCAGUCUUCACAACAUGAUCGACCAGAUGACAAACUGUGAAGAUAUCCUAAUGAACUUUCUGGUUUCAGCCAUCACCAAACUCCCUCCAAUUAAAGUCACACAGAAAAAGCAGUAUAAGGAAACCAUGAUGCAACAGGGAUCAAAGACUUCCCGCUGGGCUGAUCCGGAUCAUUUUGCACAACGCCAGACCUGCAUGAACACUUUUGCCAGCUGGUUUGGCUUCAUGCCUCUCAUUCACUCACAAAUGAGGCUGGAUCCCAUCCUUUUCAAAGACCAAGUCUCCAUCCUGCGCAAGAAGUACCGGGAUAUUGAACGGUUAUAGAGGCCUGCCGCAGACAAUUGAGCUGGGUCGUUGGACUUGCAAGCCUGUGACAAUUGGCUGUUAUAUUUAUAUAGAGCCCCCAAGUAACUCUUGAUGAUGCUGUAACACGGAACAACAAGAAUACUGCACCUUCUGGGGACCAAACAACAAAGAAACUAGUGCAAUUUGAAAGAAAGAUAGCUGCCAGGCAGGCUUUGGAGAUGUUUCUGAUCAUAUUAUUGUUUUAUUUUGUGUAUACAGACUGAAGUUUCUGACAAUCGUGCCUAAUCUUUGAGGAUUUUAGGAAUAAAUAACACAUAGCAAAUUUAUGGUCAAAGAAUGUACAUUUUCUAUUUAUAGCUUGCAAGGGGAUUGGAGAGUUCAGCUGAAUACCAAUCAGUUUUUUUUUGUUUUUGCUUAUUCUUAUGAAAAUGUAGUUGUCAUCGCUUACAUUUUAAUUAUUUCUCUGUGACAGAUGUGUCUUUCUAAAUGGUCAAUAGUAUAUUCAAUGAGAACAAAGAGAAACGGUGUGUAGCAACUAAGUAUAGUUACAGAAUAACAUGCACAGUUUAGCUUUGAAAUUAUACUGCACGCUGGGUCGAGAAAGAAGCCUUUACGGGUGCUAAUGAUCGAUUCACACCAACUGAAUUCAGAGCUGGAUGAAACCAUUGGUCCUUAGUCAUGAACCUUACAAUAUCUGAGAAGAUUGCUAGGAUCAGAAUUCGGUACAGUAAUGAACCAUACACUUGCAAUCUUAAACAAUAACAUUAUAUUUUAAUAUAGCAAUUGCUAUUCUUAGUAUAGAUAAUAUACAGUGUUUUUGGCUUUGUGGUCUAAGUAGAUACAAAAAAAAUGGGACCAAUGGUGAUGUCCUGUAGCCCAAUGGGCUUGGAAUUUCUACUGGUUCUGAGCAGUCAGUAAUGUACAAAAGGAUUCUUGGAAUCCUAGAAAUACAUCUUUAAAAUAAGCACCCCACAUAUCCAAAAUAAAUAAACAAGCCAGUUUUGAGAUAGCAUGCUCCAAGGUCGCUUCUGCUAAUAGUAGUAACAAUGAAUUUGUCUAGGUGACUGGUCAUUUGCCAGUUCUAAGCUGCUUUUUUUAAAAACCUUUUUCAAAGUAUACAGGUUAGAUUUAUAGAUUCAUUCCGACUGUAUGCCAAACUUUUCAAAGGAUAGCCACAAGCAAUGAUUCAUUUAAAAUCUGAUUGUAUCACUGCACAUUGAUUGCCAGACCAAGAGAUUAGGAAAGAAAUUUAAAACAAAGAUGGCACUUUAUGAUGUUGCUGGCUUAUCAUUACAAAUUUAUAUUAUACCCAUAUGCCAAUAUGAAACAUUAACAUAUUCCAUUUGUUUUGUUAUGAUCUAGAUGGAACCCUGCGAUAAAAUAGCUUUUAUGUUGAGAAAUUUCUACAUUAACGCAACAGGAGUUCCAGUUCUGUGACAGAAAUUCUCUGAAUGUAUUGAUAGUCACAAGGGUAUUGUUUUGGUUGGGUCAAUAAUACAUUUACGUGGAGAUUCAAUGAAUAGCAGAGCAACUUGCACUCUGGUUUAUUGAGUCAAGUUACUUCUGGAAUGGGACUUCAUGAACCCCCCCACCCCCCACCACCCAUCCCCAUGACUUACUUCAAACAUGUUCUUAUCGAUAUCUCAGUUAAGCAAACUAAAUACAGGUAACAUUCAACGGUAGCACUUUCGCAAAAUGUGUCCAUGCAGCAAUUUGUAGAUUUUAACAGCUGAUUGCAUUCUCAUUUAUAAUAUUUAUGAAAGAAAUCAAAUGGUCAGAGGGAUGAGGUUUAAUCCGUUUAAUUUUCUGGUACGAAACUGCAGUUAAAGUAAUAAUGAAUUGUUGAUUCCACUCUGAUUGAUAAAUUUGCUCUUAAAUAAUCUUGACCCUUUCAUUGGUUCAUUUUGUCUAUGCUGAAGUUAUUUUUCUAGCGUAUUAAUAGUAAUCAUUGAGAAGUUAUGUUUAAAAUUUGAAAUUCAGUUACCUUGAUUCAUAAAAAUUUCAUAGUUUCUAAUUGAAUUAUAUCUCUUCAACAGAUCCGGUAACUUGUCUUGCAAGAUAAAAAUGGACAAAAUCUAGACUUUCUGGCCACAGUCCAUUGGUUUUCUGCUAUCCCUGAUUUGGAUAGGCCAAAUAUGUCCUUGGGAAUGGGCACCACAAUGUCCUAUCUCCACACUUACUGGACAGGAGUUAGAUAGCAAAAUAAUGUGCCACUUAUAUUUGGGCAGAUGCGCAAAAGUCACAUGGGAAGUGAGGGAACACGGCCUCCACCAUGUUGUGUACUAUUUUCCCCAGCAACUUCCAAUGUUCAAAGGUUGGUGGGGCUGGUGAGGGAGCCUUGGCAAUUCAAUCAUGGAGGGGAUUGUGAAAGUACUCACAGCCAUGGCUGUGCACAGAUCCAAAGCAGAAGGAGGAAAAUACUUAGGGAAGAAAUUCUUUUCUUCGAGCAGCUUGGUAGCUGCCUUCCUCCUCCUGUUGCUUAGGUGCUGCCCCAACCAAUGCAGCUUCUCAGACAAAGGGCAGAAGGGCUACCUCCCAUAUUCAAGUGGCUCUAGGGCCAGAGAGUUGGUCAUGCCAGGGGGUACCUAGGUGACUCACCCACCCCAUUGGAGAGGCUACCCAGUUGAAACAUCUAGGUCAACUGACCUAAAGUAGUGUUGGAAAAACAAAUGGCAACACUCAUCCUUCAGUAGUUACAGCCUCGACUGCAAUACCAACUUUUCCCAGAAGCCAGCAUUGGCACUGUUUGUGCAGAUAUUUAGUGUAGGCUACUCCUACAGGGACCAGAGAUGAAGCCUAUCAGAGAACUCCACAACAGGGCUGCAAUUUUCCUGUAACAUAUAUGUUCUACACAGCAUGCAUUAUGUAAAGCAUAUCCAAUAAACAUACCUAAUUAAACAGGUACCAAUGCAGAAUAAUGCACAAAUGAAUUGUAUUCAAGAAGCAUUCUUUUUAACCCUAUAUAUUGUUUUCCUUCCAUGAAAGCAUAAUAAGCUUAAGGUUAAUAGACCAUGGCGUACAAUAUUACAAUAUUUCAAUCGCUUUCUCUUACUGUGGUGUUUCCCUCAAAGUGCUACACUCUGAUAAACUAUCCUUCCAUUUACAGGGUCUGUUUGUUUUUUUUCCUUUGCAAGCUCCCUAUUAUUGGAUCAACAUCAGCAUAUCAGUAUUGUUUCUUGAUUUAAUGAUAUAUUAGUUUUAGUGUAUUUUUCUGUCAUUUGAUAUAUGUACAUUUUAUUGAUAUUAAUUUGUUUCAAAAUUUGUACAGCAUUUGGUUUCUGAGUAACUGUUAAUAAUAUAACAACUUCAGAUCAGCAGGGUGUCAAUAAUACUUUGAAGUGAAUUUUGCUGGGAUAAAUUUAAAAUGUACUGUAAACUGGAUUAGAUUUUGGGUUUAGCCAGUUCUCAACUAAUUAUUGGAAAGAAUGUAGUAUUUAAAUUAGAUUGUGCAAUGCAACACCCAAGCCAUAUAAUGAAAUAUUUUGUUUAGAAUGGUUCUCAGAAGUCAAUGCACAAUAUCAGCAUGUCCUUGCACAGCAUAUGUAGUUGAGGCAUAAUUAUGAUUGUCGUCACAGGAUGAGUUUGAAAGCGAAUCUCAAUUAAAUACAUCAUGUUUUUAACAUUUAACCAUACAAUCAAAUAUUUGCCCAUUUCAAGUGUUGCCUAACCACAUAGCUUUAACGACAUUGCACAUAUCUUUAUUCAGUAGAGGUUAAAUGCAUUGUGUUGCCAGGUUUGUUUAUUCUGAAUUCUAAUUUUAGUCUUGCCUUGGUUGUACUUCCACAUAUCUGAACUGUUACACAAAAUGCAAUACUUUGGUUCACUGUGGUCUAGUUUUUAACAUGCUGGGCUGUUAGAAGUCCUCACAGGUAUGAUGGAAGAGGUAUCAAAAAACGUAACGAUUUCCUUUGCCAAUGUACUUUCCCAGGUGGUCAAGGAAGAGAUCCAUCAAUAGAAAACUCCUUGAAAUCCUGGGGUCUGUGUUCACAUUCCUGCUCGAUCUGGCUUACAUGCAGACCUGCCAUAGCAUGCAGCCAUGUCACAGUGCUGAAUCAGCAAGUGUGAAAUGUACACUCUACUUUCCACUCUGCUUAUGUAGAGCAACUUGCAGAUUUUUUUUAGAUAUAAAAAGAAACAAAUACUGUAAAUGCCAAUUUUCUAUAAAUGACUCAAUUUGUUGAAAUAAAAUGAUUUUUUUUUUAAAUGA